Molecule: messenger RNA, 955 nt
Organism: Capsella rubella
Lineage: Eukaryota; Viridiplantae; Streptophyta; Magnoliopsida; Brassicales; Brassicaceae
Product: peptidyl-prolyl cis-trans isomerase FKBP16-3, chloroplastic
Exons: 7
Coding region: 120-809 (229 amino acids)
Molecular function (GO): peptidyl-prolyl cis-trans isomerase activity
Source: RefSeq, a predicted model, not a curated record
AGCAAGAACCGUACGCACAAAACAAAACCAGAGAUUUCGUUAUCCACUAAGCUCGUCAGCGAGCUUCUUCUGCAAAAAUCUUCCGAAUCGUAAAAUUCUCUGGAGCUCAAGCAAAAAAGAUGGCAGCUUCUUCUCCAUCUCUCCUGCUACCACUAGUUUCAGCGUCUAGAGAUGGUCUCUCUGUAAAGAAUCGAAAUACAUCAAGAUAUAUAGCCACACGAGUCAAGUAUGGGCUUCGAAUCAUCGCUUCAGAAACAAGAGAGAACAGCUGUCAAUUCAAUAGUCUCUCUACUCGUAGAGAUGCAAUGCUGUUGGUACUCGGCGUCUCAGGAGGUUUAUCAAUGAGCUCACUUGCGGCUUAUGCAGCCGGUUUGCCUCCAGAAGAUAAACCGAGACUCUGUGAAGCUGAAUGCGAGAAAGAGCUUGAAAAUGUUCCAUUGGUAACCACAGAAUCAGGACUGCAAUAUAAGGAUAUAAAAGUCGGUAGAGGCCCGACUCCCCCGGUUGGUUUUCAGGUUGCUGCUAACUAUGUGGCUAUGGUUCCAUCAGGGCAAAUUUUCGACAGUUCCUUGGAGAAAGGUCUACCGUAUCUCUUUCGCGUUGGAUCUGGCCAGGUGAUCAAGGGACUUGAUGAAGGACUCUUAAGCAUGAGAGCAGGUGGCAAACGCAGACUCUACAUUCCAGGGCCUUUGGCCUUUCCAAAGGGUCUAACCUCAGCUCCAGGGAGGCCAAGAGUUGCACCAAACAGUCCAGUGGUAUUUGACGUGAGCUUAGAGUACAUACCAGGCCUUGAGUCAGACGAAGAAUGAGACUCUUCUUAAGUUCAAAUUUCAACACAUAAUUACAAGAUUCGUGUGUAUAAUAUUAUUAUCUCAUUGUGCUUCAUUCCAUUGAAGAAUAUUAUAAUUAUUAUUACAUUAACUAAAGAAACUUCGGUUUCUUCUGUUCCUCACCA